AUGGCGACUCUUCAAACUCUGAAGCUAGCGCUAAGACAGGAAGCCCAGGCAACGAUGUCCUCGACGCAGCCUCUAUCCAAUGAACAGUACAGAGAUGGAUUCGACGUCAUAAGACGGUACUCGGAUAAGUCAAUUUACGAGGACUUCAUCAUCCCACAACUAGAAGUACUCUUGACUACUCUCCUCAGGUCACGCGGCACUAUUUCAGUGCUUGAAAUUGGACCAGGUCCAGAAAGUGUCCUUGGAGAUCUAUCUGAACAUGCUAGGCAGAAAAUCAGAAAAUAUAUCGCGUUGGAGCCUAACACGCUGUUUUUCCAGUCGUUGAAACAGUGGUUGGCCUCGAGGCCAUUUCCUUGUUUAGAAAGCCCACCCGAUGUUCGAGAAAUCCCAUUCACUCUAGAUGAUAGAAAUGAAGAUAGCGGCAUUGGCGUUGGCCAUUUUGAUGAGAAAUUCGACAUCAUUCUUUUUUGCCACAGCAUGUACGGCAUGAAUUCCAAGGACAAGGUUUUAAAACAGGCCAGAGACAUGCUUGUUGAGAAACCAGAGAGUGGGAUGAUUGUGGUAUUUCAUCGUGACGGAGUCCUGCAGUUUAACGACUUGGUGUGUCAUAAGACGGCCUCGUUCCCUGCCGGAGUUAGUCGCAUCCAAAAUGCUCCCGAGAUACUGGAUCGUUUCACUCCUCUCAUUGCAGGUUUUGUCAUGCAGGACGUCAAUGUGGAUGAAGCCAUGCGACUCAAGUGGCGCGAAGUGUGCUCCGCGCUGGCUCGUCGCGAGCAAGCCCAGCCGGAGUAUCUCUUGUUUAGCUCGCCCAACAUCAUGGUGACCUUUACCCGAGAUGCGACUAUGCUACCAGCCCUAACGGGACGUGUACCACGGAGUGAUGGGCAGAGGAUAGUUAAAAACCGAGAGGCUCGUUCCCGCCACCCCGUCCCUGUUGUUGUGCCAAGGGAUGUUCAGCAAAUCCAACUUUGCGUCCAAUGGGCUUUGACCUACAAGGUCGGCUUGACCGUGAUCGGUGGGGGCCAUAGCGGCCAUUGUCUUUGGCCAAAUGUUGUAUCAAUUGAUAUGGCUGCCUUUAAUCAAGUACACGUUGUCUCUUCCGACGACGACAUAGGGGAACCCGGGUCUAAUCACGGUCCAUGGGUCCUCGCCGGAGCUGGCUGCAACACUGGUGAUAUCAUCCGCAAGGCCGCAUCAGCAGGCUUAACUGUACCACUGGGGUCCCGGCCGAGCGUAGGUGCGGGACUCUGGCUGCAAGGCGGCCUUGGUCACCUAUCUAGAUCACACGGGCUAUCGUGCGACGCAAUUGUAGGUGCUGUCUUGGUCACCGUUGACGACGGAAGGAUUGUUCAUAUUGGCCAUGUACCAGCCCAAUAUCGGCCAGCCGGUUCUGUACGCCCCGACAACGAAGAGGAUUUGUUAUGGGCAAUCAAAGGCGCCGGAACAAAUUUUGGCAUCGUGGUCAGCGUCACUUUCCGGUCCUGUGCUGCUCUGAGCUUUUCAGUCCGGAACUGGAUAUUCUCACUUGAUGAUGAGCUCCAGGCAGAGCAUAGGCUUGGUCAUCUAGACCAAGUAGCCACAAAGCUCGCCCGAAACUGUUCCGUAGAUGGAUAUUUAUAUUGGGAUAAUGAUCAGCUUUAUCUUGGGGUGACAGUAUUCGAAUCUACAACGACCAAGCACGAUUUGGAAGCAUCCGAGAAUGCAUAUGCAAUUCUUGGAAUCGAACACCACCACCAGGUUGUCGACGGCGUUGGUCUGUUUGACACCGAGAUGUAUGUAUCCUUGAUGCACGGCGGCCACAGCAGUGGCAAGACCUCCGCAUUCAAGCGAUGCAUUUUCCUAAAGCACAUUAGAAAUGCGGAUAUCCGCAAUAUCUUGGUGUCGGCUCUAAACUCUCGGCCCUCCAGACUUUGUUACCUUCAUCUACUGCAAGGUGGCGGGGCGAUCCGUGACCUGACGGGCGAUGCCUCUGCUUUCGGCUGUCGAGACUGGGACUUUGCUUGCGUCAUAACUGGCGUCUGGCCUCGCAAUCAGGACGGAACUGAUACGGCUCGAGAGGCCAUGCAAUGGGUUUACAAAAUUGCUAUGGAGUUGUUACCUCUAAGUAGCGGAGCAUACUGUGCAGACCUUGGGCCGGACCCUCGAGAUGCACCACUAGCCAGAGCUGCUUUUGGGUCGAAUCAGCCGCGUCUAUCCCGUCUUAAAUCUCUUUUGGACCCCCAUAACGUUUUGGCUUAUGCCUGUCCGCUUCUGGAACUUCCCACGAGACCGAAGCUCAUUAUUCUUGUCACAGGUAAAAGCGGUGCCGGCAAAGACCAUUGUGCAAACUUCUGGGCUUCUCUAUUCAGUGCUCGGAGCCUUGAGGCACGUGCAGUAAGUAUCAGCCAGGUGACGAAGCAAGAAUAUGCGGCGGCUACUGGUGCCGAUCUGAACCGUCUGCUGUUCGAUCGUGGUUACAAGGAGCAGCAUAGGCAAGCAUUGACGAAGUUUUUCCAGGAACAGGUGGCAAAAAGGCCUCAGCUUCCACAGGAUCAAUUUGUCAGAGUAGUGUGCAAUGCUUCAGAUGUAGAUGUACUAUUCAUCACGGGUAUGAGAGACGAGGCACCAGUUGCAAAUUUUUCGCAAUUGGUACCAAACAGCAAACUACUCGAGGUGCGUGUCCAGGCUAAGGAUGACACAUGGCGGGCUCGUCGAAUCCGAGACCAUAGUGAGGUCGACUGCGGCAAUUGGAUCCCUGAUGAGAUUCAUGACGAUGAUUCGAACUCUACAGUUCCAGGUUACCGGCCUGAUCUCUUCAUGAACAAUGACAUAACUGGAGACGAAUCAAUAAGCAAGUUUGCCCACGAUCAAAUCUUUCCCUUCUUGGACCAGAAGCUGGAUCGCCUUGCGGAUAUGGUACGGUCGAUAUCCGACUUUCCACGACCCGGCAUCAAGUUCCGUGACGUGCUGGGCAUCUCUCAGCGGCGAGAUGGGCUGGCCUUGUGUACAUCUCUACUGCAAACUCGUUUUUCAGGUCAUUGGGCCCGGGUUGAGACGAUAGUUUGUUGUGAAGCCGGUGGCUUUGUUUAUGCAUCAGCUCUAGCUGCGAGGGUCAAUGUGCGCUUGGCGCUCAUCCGAGAGGCUGGCAAACUGCCUCCUCCCACUGUGUCCGUGUCCAAGUGUCCAUCGCAUAUCUCAGCUUUAGGGCCUUCUGGUUUAAAGGAUAAGGUGAUGGAGAUGGACAGUAAUGUGAUUUCCAAAGGAUCAACAGUGGUUGUGGUGGACGAUGUACUUGCCACUGGGAAGACACUUUGCGCAGUGUUGCAGUUGUUGCAAAGCGUCGGGGUCACUGCCAAGGAUAUCACCAUCAGUGUUGUUGCCGAGUUUCCCGUGCACGGAGGUCGAGCGUUCCUCCAUCGUGAAGGCUUUGGCGAGGUUAAGGUUGAAAGCCUACUAGUAUUUGGCGAUGCUUAA
Messenger RNA from Clonostachys solani, 3453 nucleotides. The record is from the annotation of a GenBank genome assembly. NCBI's taxonomy places the organism in Eukaryota, Fungi, Ascomycota, Sordariomycetes, Hypocreales, Bionectriaceae.